Messenger RNA from Trichophyton benhamiae CBS 112371, 3234 nucleotides. RefSeq lists its product as uncharacterized. Gene Ontology annotation, cellular component: membrane; Golgi apparatus. The record is from RefSeq and is a predicted model, not a curated record. Gene Ontology annotation, molecular function: CDP-diacylglycerol-inositol 3-phosphatidyltransferase activity; cation binding. The transcript is spliced from 8 exons. The coding region runs from base 1 to 3234 and encodes 1077 amino acids. NCBI's taxonomy places the organism in Eukaryota, Fungi, Ascomycota, Eurotiomycetes, Onygenales, Arthrodermataceae. Gene Ontology annotation, biological process: phosphatidylinositol biosynthetic process.
AUGAGCGCGGCCGUCAAGCGGGUGCGCAUCCAGGGCUGGACCCUCGCCGACAGCUACACCUUCAUCUCGGUCUUCCUGCGCAGAUACGCAACCUCGACUUCCGGAGACUCAGGAUCGCCAGGAUCACCAACAUCGACAUCGACAUCUACAUCAGCAUCUACAUCUACAUCGACAUCUCGCACUGCCCGCCGCCAUUUCCACGACUACUUCGUCACGCAUCUGCCGACCUCCUCGCUGCAUCCCGACUCCCGCGCCUCUGUCGGCCCGCAGCACCACCUCCCGCGCUCCGCCUCUGUCCCGCACGCCGCCUCGUCCACCGUCGCAGGCUCACGAACGACGGCCACCAUCUCCCCGGCCUCUCCAGGGCUCGCCAUCGGCCGCGAGACAACCGUCGUCCGCAUCCCCCUGCGCAGUGCAAAGCACCACUUCGGCGUCUCGCAUGUGCGUGGCUCCCGCCCGACCAACGAAGACACCUACCAGGCCGGCGUCAUCGACCUGCCGGCCUUUGCACGCCGGGCUCCCUUAUCCGUCACGGUCGGCCAGCAGGCGGCCGGGGAAGGUAAUAAAGCAGCUGACAACGCUACGGGAGACCCCCAGGUGUUCUACUUUGGCGUGUUCGACGGCCACGGCGGGACGGAGUGCAGCGAGUUCCUGCGGGACAGGCUGCAUGGCUACAUCCAGCAGACGGCCGUCGAGUUCGGCAUGGAGUCGGCGCUGUCAAAGUGCGUCGAGAGCCAGCGGCUGACCAACAGAGCCGUCCGCCAUCGAGAGCGCGUGGGCGAGGUCAAGUACGGCGUCUCUCCCGGGUCUAUCACUACGUAUUCUUCUACGGAUGACAAGCAGCGCAGCCACGCGGUGCAGGGGGACCUGCCGAUCCUCCAGAAGGCGAACAGAGAACGCAUCGGCGCCAUGGAGAAGAAGCUCGUCGCGGACUGGCGGGACCUGGUGGGCGGCUACUUUCGACGUUUCCAGCCGCUGCACUUCUCCUACGCCGGGGCCGAACCGACUGGCGACGGCGACGGCGACGGUGACGAUCAUCACGGCACCACCAUCAAGCACGCCGAACCCGAUGCUGAAGGGGAGGACAUCCGGGUCAGCGUCCGGUCGGGCGUCUCCAUCGAAGAAGUGGUCGAGUACGCCUUUCUGCGCGCCGACUUGGACUUCGUCUCCGAGCAGGUCUCCAAGGGCGACUCCAAACAGCCCAUCCCGACCAGCCCCGAGAAGCCUCUCAACGAAUAUGACAUCCUGCACCAGCCCAACCGAUACCGCGACGACAACAUGCCCGGUGGUAGUGGCCGCACACCUCACCACCGCCACCAUAAGACCUUCAAGGGCGGCAGCACCGGCAGCAUCGCCAUGAUAUCGACGCCCACGCCCACCCCCUUCUGGCACCCGGACGCUCCCUCUUCGCUGCUCGUCUCGCACAUAGGCGACACCCGCAUCCUGCUCUGCUCGACGGCAACAGGCCACCCGAUCCCGCUCACGACCGACCACCACCCGUCCUCGCCCGUGGAGAGCGCCCGCCUGCAGCGCUACGCCGCGACCUUCGUGACCGACUCGUUCGGCGAGGAACGCAUGUCCGGCCUGGCCAACACGCGGGCCUUUGGCGACCUCACGAGCAAACGCAUCGGCGUCUCUGCCGAGCCCGAGCUGCGACGCAUCGACAUGCGGCCGGCCGAGUACUCGUUUCUCGUGCUCAUGAGCGACGGCGUCAGCGGCACCCUGAGCGACCAGGAAGUCGUCGACAUCGUCAAGGAGGCCAAGACGCCUGACCAGGGCGCGCGAGACGUCGUGGCCUUUGCGACCGAGGGAGUGGAGGAGCAGAGACGCUGCCGAUCCGAGGAAGCGAAGGAGAUGAUUAUUUAUAUUCCAUGGCCUUUGAUAGCAUUCAAUUGUCCUGCUUCGAUAUUGGUUUCCAAACUUGCAUUCUAUUCAAUUCGAUUCGCCUGGAUUGACCAAAUAUUGAUCCUCAGCCUGGCUCCUCUACUACAAACUACAACAACAACCACUAUCACCACUACAAUCAACAUCACCACCAGCAUCACCAUCACCAUCACCAUCACCAUCCACGUCAACGUCCACGUCUUCGACCCAGAAAAAAAAAUACUCCAGCAAAAAAGCCUGCAGGCAUCAAUCAAUCAGCCAACGACCUCAAAGACGGGCACAAACACAGCGACAGAGACAGCAGAGACCAAAGAUAAGACAACCAUCUUCGUCUUCGUCGUUUGCUGGCUGCUGGCUGGCUUCAUACCACCGACUAUCGCCAUCACCAUCACACGCGACAUGUCCGCUCGCACAAGGCGACAAAAGGCCGCCCAGCAGGCUCAGGCUCAGGCUCAGGCUCAGGGCGACGACGAGCACUCCGACUCUCUCGCCAACGGCCACAGCAACGGCUCCAAGAACGGCUCGGCUGAGUCGCCCAAGAUGAACGGCAGUGCCAGGCGCAAGAGGUCGCCGCCGCGGGACGGCCAGCACAGCGAGAAGGAGAACAUCUUCCUCUUCUGGCCCAACAUCAUCGGAUACAUCCGUAUUGUCCUCGCAACCGCCUCGCUCUACUACAUGCCCCUUCACCCCCGAACAUGCUCGGCCCUGUACAGCGUCUCCUGCCUGCUCGACGGGCUCGACGGCUACGCUGCCCGCGUCUACAACCAAUCCACCACCUUCGGCGCCGUGCUCGACAUGGUCACCGACCGCUGCACCACCGCCUGCCUGCUGGUCUUCCUCAGCUCCGCCUGGCCUCGCUGGGCCAUCCUCUUCCAGGGCCUGAUCUCCCUCGACCUGACCAGCCACUACAUGCACAUGUACGCUACCCUGACCAUGGGCGGUUCCAACCAGAGCCAUAAGAAGAUCGAUUCGAGCCGCAGCUGGAUCUUGUACCAGUACUACAACAAUAAAGCCGUCCUGUUCACUUUCUGCGCCAUGAACGAAAUGUUCUUCAUCGGAUUGUACUUGCUUUCGUUCUCCUCGCCGACCCUCUCGCCCUCCCUGCUGCAGCCCAGUGCGGUCCCCGUGGCCCAUCCGACCACCCUCUUUGCCAACCCGUGGAGCGCCGGAGCCCUCGAGAUGGCCCGCGCAAACAAGAUGGACAGCUUCUGGCCGUGGGUGCUGACGGGCAUCUCGGCUCCCAUCAUGGCCGGAAAGCAGUUCAUUAACAUUGUUCAGAUGGUCAAGGCCAGCCGGUGGUUGGCAGAGGGAGACAUUGCCAGACGGCGCAAGCUAGGCAUCGCAAAGUGA